AUGUAUCACAUAGCCCAAGAAGCCCUACAGAGCAGCAAAGAUGACCAGACAAGAGAGGGUAAGAAAAAGUACCUCGAGGCGCAAAAACAGCUAUGCGGGCUACAAGAUGUUGCAGAAAACCCAGAUAAGGAGUGGAACAUUGAAGAUAAGUUAAAGCGUCUGCUGCGCUUUAAGCAUCCGGAACCGGGAACCGCUUUUUCGUACGAGGAGUGGAAGACCAACCGACACAACGACAGAGCCAUCAUCGAGAUACCCGACUCUUCCCGGGCAUUAUCGCUACAUCAAGAUGUAUCUGAUCGAUCCACACUACCGCGUAUGUUCGACCCGGAAUAUACCGCCACAGCAGUAUCACUGGUGGAUGCAGGAGGUAGGUAA
Penicillium odoratum is the source of this 375-nucleotide messenger RNA. RefSeq lists its product as uncharacterized. The transcript has a single exon. The record is from RefSeq and is a predicted model, not a curated record. The coding region runs from base 1 to 375 and encodes 124 amino acids. NCBI's taxonomy places the organism in Eukaryota, Fungi, Ascomycota, Eurotiomycetes, Eurotiales, Aspergillaceae.